AUGUCGGGUAUAUAUGCGAUAUCUAUCCCUCAUAUUUUUCGCGUGGACCAGGUUUUGGAUGAAAGGUGCAGCAAUGAAGAGCUUUUUGAGAAACUCGUGUACGACCGCAUUCUUUCUUCUGCGGAGCAGCCUGACACCUCAUGCUUCCUGGCGUAUGGACACACAAACAGCGGGAAAACUCAUACGAUCGCCGGAGGACGGCGUGAGGCGGGUCUCCUUUCUCUCGCGGCGAGGGCUGUGCUUGACAUGUAUGGUUACUUGGAGGUUGCAAUGAUUGAGGUUUACGGAGAGAAUGUGCACGAUCUACUUGCGCAAGGGGAGCGGCGCCUAAUUCGGCGUCGAGCCGGGCCUGAUGGAGUUGCAAUUAUAGUAGAGGAUCUGACUACCUGUUCGCUUUCAACUCUGCAGGAAUGGGAAGCAGUUUCGGCGUUCGGCAUGGAGACAAGACGUACGGCUCCAACCGAACGUAACUCUCGAAGCAGUCGGAGCCAUGCGCUUUUUACUAUCAAGAGUCGUGGUCUUAGGCUCUGUAUGGUUGACUUAGCGGGAAGUGAGCGUCAAACCACAUAUUCCCCGCAGCUGAAUAGUGAGAGUAUUGCGAUAAAUAAGUCGCUCUCCCGUCUUAGCACUGUUUUGGAGGCCCUCAGCACGAUUCGCCGAAGGCCAGAUGGUUCUUCUUCUUAUGUUAACUUUCGUGACACGACACUUACAGUGCUUCUCCAACGGUAUCUAUGUGGCGCCUCCAUGACUGUGUUUGUGGCUUGCAUUCACCCCGAUGUGCAGUUUGUACAGGAGACUAUGAGCACCAUGCGCUACACCCAGCGCUUGAAACACAUCAAGACAAAGCCACCGCCCCAAAAGCCCAAUGAUGACUCGUCCCUGUUUCAUCCGAAGGAACACAAAAACCUGUUGGAAGAGCUGUUAGCAUUACGCAAGAUUGUGGGUAUAAAUCCAUGCGCCGGUGUGGCAGCAGGAAAUGACGACACUUUGAAAACUAAGCUAUACCAGGACAACUGUGCCCCACCGGCGCCGCCACAGGAUGCUGCCCCCAGAGUGGAAGGUCCUGAUCGAAGCGAGAGGUCAAUAAUGAGGCACAAGCAACGGCUGCUUCGUUCGAAAGACAUAAGGCGUGUUGCGGGUUGGCUUGUCAGCCGCACUCUUAGCAUGCUUCCACAGCUUUCUGUAGGUUUUGAUGACUACUUUGAUGACUACUUGCCUGGGGAGAUUCAAGUAGUUGGUUUUGUUUCACUAAUGGCAUGCCUGCCUCCGUGCAGCAAGACUGAGGCACUAAACGGUUUAGCUUUUCUGGACGUUGGUGACCCUUCAAUUGGUCUUUCAAUGCUUGAUGCAGGGAUACCUGCAUGUGUUGGACUUCACAAACUAAGUUGUAAAGAGGUUCACUCGUGGGAAGUGCAUGAAUAUAACGAGACCAAUAACAUCUUUUUAUUGGCUUUCUUCAAGGUGGACGAACAACUUGUGGAACCAUUGGGAGCCUCUGGGAGCCCGUUUGCGUGCUGCGGUGGCCUUUUAACCCUCGAACCACUGAUGCCUUUAGCACUGGUGUUUGGUGCACCCCUUAAUGCACCAAACGAGGUGAAGGAGAAUGUUCUCCAACAUUUAGUCACACUUCAGUCAGAACAGCAUCAACCAGCGGGUGCCUCCAAUGACACCGAUGCGUCCCAAUCAGUACACAAGAAAAGUAACGAUUCGCAUGGCUCUGUACCUUUUUUCAACUCAGAGGUACUCGAUGCGCUGUCGGAUUAUUCCUAUCAUUAUGAAGUGGGGGAGGACAGUUUGAUAGGGAGUCCAGUUGGGCCCCAACGAAAGGCUCUUACAGACCAUAAUGAAGGACAAAAUGGUGAUGGCUUUCGCUCACAAAUAUCAUGGGAAAGCGUACAGUUCCAAGAGGAUUUGACUGAGAUGGUGUGUUGUCGGGCUGUGGGCUCUGCUGACAUUGAUGAGGCUGAUGAUCCAGAACCAUCGUCAUUAUCAUCGCCUUCCACCUUUUGCGGUGAGGAAAAGGAGCUCAAUCCAGUGCCCCUGCCGAAUUCGGUCGCGGUACGUGCGGUAUCGUGUGAUAUAGACCCCGAAAAGGGAGAACAAUCACCUCAAAGUGUUGGUGAGCAAAUCAUUACUGACAGUGCUGAUCAGUGUGACGUUGAGACACUUGAUGAUCAACCUUCUCUGCAUGCGGGCGGAGACGAGAGCGAAAUUUCCUUCAAGGAAGUGGAGCUGACCGUUGGAACGACGGCUAAUACGUCUUCGUCUCCCGGGUUAUUGGAAUCUCAGCCAAAGAGUUCACACAUAUUAGUCGCUUGUGAAGAAGAGAACCGCCUGGACUGUCCGCGUGGUGAAAUCCUCGAGCUUAGUGGUACUCUUGCAAGUGAGUCCCCCGAGGUUCACAAAGGAAAAGGAAAGAAAACGAAGCGGGAAAAUAGAGAUAACCAUAGAGACAGAGACCCUGUUAAACAGGGUUGCCAUUACUGUGUAAUAAUGUAG
Trypanosoma brucei brucei TREU927 is the source of this 2499-nucleotide messenger RNA. RefSeq names its product kinesin, putative. Gene Ontology annotation, biological process: microtubule-based movement. The record is from RefSeq and is a predicted model, not a curated record. Gene Ontology annotation, molecular function: microtubule motor activity; ATP hydrolysis activity; microtubule binding. The transcript has a single exon. Gene Ontology annotation, cellular component: microtubule; kinesin complex. Bases 1 to 2499 code for a protein of 832 amino acids. Lineage: Eukaryota; Euglenozoa; Kinetoplastea; Trypanosomatida; Trypanosomatidae.